Molecule: messenger RNA, 1392 nt
Organism: Ceutorhynchus assimilis (cabbage seed weevil)
Lineage: Eukaryota; Metazoa; Arthropoda; Insecta; Coleoptera; Curculionidae
Source: the annotation of a GenBank genome assembly
ACUGAAAGAAAACCCCUAUUUGUUUAUUUUCAAAGUCAAAACAAUAAACAUUUUGAAAAUUAAUAAAGUAAAUAAAAAUAAAACCAACAACAACCUAUCCCAUACAGGACAGGUAAACGGUAAUCUUAGGUACCUUGUAAUUGAGCUCAAAUUUUACAUCGCUAAAAGUGUAUAAUGCCAUGCUUUUUGGCCUAGUAAAUAUCAAGAUAUCCCCAAAAACAGUCUUGACUAUUGUUCUUUUUCUAUCAGUUUUCAUCUCCUGGCACUCAGCUAUUCGUUUAAAUUAUUAUUUAAAGCAUUUAGAAGAUAACUAAGAUGCCUUUUACUGCUGACGCUGUGGCUGCCCAGCAAGUACAGGAGCGCCUCAAAUCUUUAUUUGGUAUAGUUCAUGAUAUUGAGAAAAAGAGAACAAUAUGUGAGCAAAGUCUUACUGCUUUACAACGAUAUAGUAGCGAGGACAAGGGCCAGAGUGUUCAGAAAACAAAAUCUCUUAUAAAAGCUGCAAUGUCACAAACAGAAGCUGAAAGAGAAGUAAUUCAGAAAGCCUUGCAGAAAAUUUAUGAGAUCAGGAAUAUUAAAAAUGAAAGAAGAAUUCAGGCGAGAAGUUCUGCUGCCAACAAAGAGCUAAUCCGAAAAGGGACAUGGAUGAAAAUGUUACAAAGCUCUGCCCAAACUUUGCCACUGUUUGUCGGUAAAGUUGGUGAGAAGCCUCCUCCAUUAUGUGGGGCAGUACCUGCUGACAGAAAUUAUAUAGGAAAGGUGGGUGAAAUGGUAGCAGCACUAGUACCAGGCCAAGGCGAAGAAGACAUCUGGAUUUUAGCUGAAGUAGUAACUUAUAACGCUGUUACUAAUAAAUACGAAGUAGAUGAUAUUUUGAAGGAGCAAAAUCAAAAGGGCAGGCACACUUUGAGUAAGAGGAAAGUGGUACCUUUGCCGUUGAUGAGGGCUGAUCCUGAAACCAAUCCCGAGGCAUUGUUUCUACCAAGAACUUUGGUAUUGGCUCUUUUUCCUCAAACAACCUGUUUCUACAAAGCCCUAGUCAACAAACCUCCGGCUUCUCAUGUAGACGAGUAUGAGGUACUGUUUGAAGAUCAGGCCUAUCCUGAGGGUUUCAGUCCUCCACUCUGUGUCGCUCAAAGGUAUGUGAUUCCUUGUAGGCAGGAGAACAGGGGAGCUACAACUCUUGGAGCUAAAGCGCAGGGUAGCGAUAGUGAGGCCGAAGAGGUUAUGCAAGGCUAGAUAUUUAGGUAGUGAGCUUUUAUACUUUAUUCAAUUUUUUUUUUCUAUCAAUGUAAGUUUAUUUUUUAAAACUCAUAUAAGUAAUAAAAUUUGAAUGAUUUAUUUAUUUUUGAUUACUAGUGAUUAUCUUAAUAAAUGUACUUUAAAGACUGA